AUGGCGUCAACUAUUGUAAAAAAGCCUUGCGUUCAAUGCCUCAAAGGUGGAGGCGUUACUACGUGCGAUGGAUGUCAACAAACAUUUUGUAUUAAACAUAUUAUUGAACAUCGAAAAGAACUAGCUGUGCAAUUGGAUAAUGUUGGACAAGAACAUGAUCUUUUUCGACGUGAUAUAAUACACGAGAAUUUAGCUCAUUCUCUAUUAAUGCGUAUCGAUGAAUGGGAACAAAAAUCAAUAACUAAGAUCCAAGUAGCAGCAGCAGCAGCUCGAGUUGAUCUUCAACAUUUCAUUGAUCAAACUACUAAUGAAUUGAAAGUAUCACUAGAUAAGAUCACUAAUGAAAUACAAUCAUGUCGAGAAUUGGAUGAUUUUACUGAAAAUGAUUUGUUUAAAUGGACACAAGAGUUAAAAGAACUUCGCAAAUUACUGGAAACAAAAAUGGGUAUGCAAAUCGUCGAGAAUGAGAACGCAUCUAAUUCUAUACAUAUGAUCAAAGUACAUGAAAAACAGUCGUCAUGUGCAUCUUCUAUUUCCAAUGAAAAAUCUGCUGAAAAUAAUAUUGCUUGUCAAGAUAUAGUUACAUUUACUCAUGAACAAUUUUCUACUUUUCUUGGAAAAAUAGUUCUAACCAAAGAUGGUCUUUUAGCAACAUGUUCAGGUACUUAUUGGGAUGGUUCAAGUGUCUAUGGCACUCGUCUUUAUACUUCUGGAACACAUGCAAUUCAUUUUCGCAUCGAAAGUAAAGGAGCUAACAAUCUUUUUUUCGGUAUCAAGUCAGAAACGUAUGCUAUACCUGUACAAACUUUAACUGCAUCAAAUGCUUAUGGUUGGUGGGAACUUGAUCAAGCUAUUGAAAGUGUUAGUGGAUAUCGAAUUCAUAAUGAUAGAAUUAUUCGAACAGGUGAUGAAGUAACUAUGAUAGUAGACUGCGACAAUAGACAAAUUCGAUUUGAACAUCAUAGAGUGAAUAUGAUGGUUCAAUUACUUAUUGAACUUGAAAAAUGUCCGUUUCCAUGGAAAAUACUUGUCACAUUACGAUCAAUUGGUGAUAGUAUUCGAAUUCUUUUAUAA
Rotaria sp. Silwood2 is the source of this 1074-nucleotide messenger RNA. NCBI's taxonomy places the organism in Eukaryota, Metazoa, Rotifera, Eurotatoria, Philodinida, Philodinidae. The record is from the annotation of a GenBank genome assembly.